Molecule: messenger RNA, 614 nt
Organism: Racocetra persica
Lineage: Eukaryota; Fungi; Glomeromycota; Glomeromycetes; Diversisporales; Gigasporaceae
Source: the annotation of a GenBank genome assembly
AUGGGCAGUGUUCUUUCAGUUGUGCGUAAUGAAAUUGAAGACAUUGAAGAUGAUAAAACUCAUGAAAUGGAAAAGUCCCUUAGAAUGUUAGACUUUAUGGAAAUUAUGUUGAAAUCUAAAAUGGAAAGUUUCGCAAAUUUAUUAAAACAUCAACCGGACGACAUGCAGGUGCUUCCUCCUGGAAUUAUUGUAGACCAGGUUACUGAACACACUUACAAUGCCAAAAAAAGUAAUCCCUCAAAAGCUGUUGAGAAAGUAAUAGAUCGCUUCUUAAGCAAUGAUAUUAUAUCAGGAUUUAAAGAAGUGAUAACAUAUUCAGUAAAUGCUAUCAUUAAUAAUCAAACCCUUGGUGAAAGUUUCCGUAGAGAAUGUCAUUUAUUGAUUGAAAAUAAUGCCUUAGUUCGGAUAGACAUUCUAUUCUACAAAUAUGAUUUUGGUUCUGAUGGAAUUACUACGCAACUUCAUGAUUUAUUUUGUUACAUGUUUCAUAAAAGCGUAAUUCCAGCUGAAAAAUUAGACCAUAAUUUAUUAGUUUAUGCCAUUUCUAAAUAUAUUAACAAUACCAACAAAGACAUACCAAAACGUAAUGAGGCUAUUAAAAAGUAUAUCAAAGA